Molecule: messenger RNA, 2252 nt
Organism: Fragaria vesca subsp. vesca
Lineage: Eukaryota; Viridiplantae; Streptophyta; Magnoliopsida; Rosales; Rosaceae
Product: cytokinin riboside 5'-monophosphate phosphoribohydrolase LOG5-like
Exons: 7
Coding region: 1111-1863 (250 amino acids)
Biological process (GO): cytokinin biosynthetic process
Cellular component (GO): cytosol; nucleus
Molecular function (GO): hydrolase activity, hydrolyzing N-glycosyl compounds
Source: RefSeq, a predicted model, not a curated record
UUCGGGGAUAUCUUCGGAAUAUUUUUCGGACACUCGAAUUAAUUUCUACAAAUUUUGGAAGUCUUGGUGGAAAGAAAAACUUUUUUUUUUGAAAUUUUUAUAAUACUUUUGAUCUGGGCCGUUGGAUUUAACUUAGGAUGAUCUGGGCCGUUGGUUUCCAUUUUAACAAGGAGGCGCGGUUAGACCUCACCUGGACUCCCCAGACGACGCUGUCGUCCGCCGAACCUCGCCGCCACCCAUCUCUGCCGUCCGGCCACCAUGUCCCACCGAACCGGUCGAAUCUGGUUCGUCUCCUCAAGCCCGUCAAUCCUGUGCUCGAAUAUCAUACAUGCAUCCAUGUUUGACGGAGAAAUCGUAAAGAGAAGGAUUCGACUCUUUCCGGCAAUUUCCUGAUUCCCGGCGACUCCGAUCGGUUCCAGGCUUCAAGACUGAUAUGUUCAUUUCUUCGUUCCCUACAGCCUAGUGCCUUCGGUUUCUUGCUUUAGUCAAGGUUCGUAAUUUUUGGGUCUUUUAAGUUCUGUUUGGUUGAUGCUUAUUACUGUGUUGUUGUGAUUGGGAUUGAGAUUGUACUUGUGUUGUUCUGUUUGAUGAAAUAUCUCCAUGGCUACUUUCCUCAUUUUCACUUGUAAUUCUUGUGUUAAUAUUUUCACCUGAAAUUGUAUCCCAAAAAUAUUAACAAGAAGCACCCACUGCCCCAUAACAAUUAUACAGCUGGAAUUCACUAACCCACCACCAUAAAUCCUAUAAACUGAGAAACUAUUAAAGUCUUAUGAAUCUUUGAUGUGAUGCAGAGACUCUAUUUGGACCUCCUAAACAAGCUAUUAUAAUCAUGAUGGCGUGUAUUAGAAAAGAUUCCCAGAACCCAUCAGAAGGAAAAUUACACUCUACACGCCACCGCCACUCUUCACCUCCGCCACCACCACGGUAGUGUACUCCUCUUUCCCCAUUGGACGCUUACUAACCUCACCCACACAACAUUCACCCAAUCGGUUAUCGACAUGUGGCAUAGUGGACGUUAGGAAUGGGUCUGAAAUUGUACCAGUGUGUUACAGACCUCUCCUACUACAGUGUCUCAUUUUAUCCCUUUUGUCUUACUCUUGCUACUCCUCCAUGUGGUUCUAUUUAUACAGACAUAUAGUGCUGGUUCCAUCUCACUUGGCCACUCCUGCAUAUCCACCUCUUAUAUUUUUUCAGUCACUUUUGCCUCAGAGCUUAAACCACCAACAACAAACCCAAGAAGUUUUUGAAAUGGCUCAAGUGAGUGAAAUGGAACAUGUGGAGCAAGCAGUAAGGUCUAGGUUCAAGAGUGCAUGGGUGAUUUGCGAAAGCAAAUCGGGGAAUAAAGAGAUUUACAAAGCUGCUGCCACAGAAUUAGGCAAAGAGCUGGUUUCAAGGGGGGUGGACAUUGUCCAUGAUGGAGGUGAAAGCACAGGACUGAUGGAUUGUGUUGUAAAGGCUAUGCAAGAUGGUGGAGGCAACGUUCGUGAGAUCAUCCCCAGGCGUGUUUUGGGUGCAGAGGGCGAGUUUGUGACCUACAUGCACCAAAGGAAGGCUGAAAUGGCCCGCCAUGCUGAUUGUUUUAUAGCGUUACCAGGAGGGUAUAGAACCCUGGAAGAGUUGCUGGAAGCGGUUUCUUGGUCCCAACUUGGGAUCCAUGACAAACCUGUGGGUUUACUCAACGUCAAUGGCUACUACAAUUCCUUUCUUUCUUUCAUUGACAAUUCCGUGGAUGAAAGCUUUAUCAAGCCUUCCCACAGCAACAUCAUAGUCUGGGCUACCAAUGCCAAGGAGCUCCUUGAUAAACUUGAGGACUAUGUGCCAGUGCCUGAUAGACCCCUGAACAGAGAAAGUUGGGAGGUUUAGCAACAAGAACCGCAGGAGAUACAACAUGUGGGGUUCAAUGUUGCUCCUGCUUGUAAAAGAAGGAGAAGAGGAGGAGGAGGAGGAGGGGAUAAGGGAUGAAAUGAAAUUGUGGAAAAAAUGUGUUUUGGGAUCUCUUUUCGCUUUUGGUCAUUGUAGUAGACUUUUAUGUGCAACGAUAUUAUAACCAAGGAACAAUUGCAAGAAGCAAGAUCCAAAAAAUGCAGCAGCUUUAUUCUCUCUACUUCAUUGAUCUUGGCAUGCAUGGCAUCACUGCUUGAUGUUAUUAUUUCCCUUUCUUCUUCUUUUUCCCCUUUUUUUUGGGUUCUGUCAGUUGUAAGGUACUGUAGUGUUUAUUUUUUUAUUUUUUAUUUUUUAUACUGUAGUGUUUU